AUGUAUAAGCGCUGCUGCGACUUCUACAUGCUGCUGGUGACAGAGGGAACAGACUUUGGUCAAGAGUUCUCUGGGACCAUAACUUCCAUAUAUGAUUACGAUGAGGGUGCUCCUUGCAGCACAACCCUGCCUGGAUUUAAUAGUCUGGGCCUGAUGAUCACCUACUUCAUUGUGUUUGUCUUCAGCAUUGUAGGCAACGGCAUAGUUGUCUAUGUGGUUUGCUAUAUGAAGAAAGGUAAAGCCAGCACAAAUAUCUACUUGAUGCACCUGGCGAUGGCCGACCUCCUCUUCUGUCUUACCCUUCCGUUCUGGGCUGUUGAUGUUCAUUCUGGUUGGAUCUUUGGAAACUUCCUGUGCAAACUCCUGUCAGGCUUUCAGGAGGCAUCAGUAUACAGUGGUGUUAUCCUCCUGGCAUGCAUCAGUGUGGAGCGUUACUUUGCCAUAGUGAGAGCUACACAUGUCCUGUCUUCCCACCACCUGCUGGUGAAAGUGGUGUGCAGUGUGGUGUGGCUGGUGGCUGGGUUACUGUCCUUACCUGUGGUAAUUCAGAGGGAGAGCAUACAUGCUGAAGAUCUGGGCCAGAACAUUUGCUAUGAAAACCUCACCGGUGAAAGCAGUGACCACUGGCGUGUUAGCAUAAGUGUUCUGCGCCAUACGAUUGGCUUUUUCCUGCCACUGCUGGUCAUGGCUGUCUGCUAUGGCUGGACUGUGGUGACGCUGUUUCACACACGUAAUCAACAGAAGCAGAAGGCCAUGUGUGUCAUCCUGGCAGUGGUGUUAGCAUAUAUUCUUUGCUGGCUGCCUCAUAAUAUUAUUGUACUGAUUGACACACUCAUACGAGGCGGAUCACUUGAAGUGCAGACGUGUGAAACGCACUACACAGUGGAAGUGAUACUAAAAGUGACCGAGCUGUUGGCCUUCAUGCACUGUGCAGUGAAUCCAGUGCUGUACGCCUUCAUUGGUGAGAAGUUCCGUAACCAACUGCUGCUGGUUCUAUACAAACACGGCCUCAUUAGCAAGAGGCUCCAGAUGGCUUACAGGAAGAGUUUUGUCACCAGUGCAGGGAGCUUCAGAUCUAGAAGCAACUCUGCUACAAUUGCUGAGUCCGAAAUGUUUGUGCUGUAA
Molecule: messenger RNA, 1125 nt
Organism: Monopterus albus (swamp eel)
Lineage: Eukaryota; Metazoa; Chordata; Actinopteri; Synbranchiformes; Synbranchidae
Gene: cxcr2
Product: chemokine (C-X-C motif) receptor 2
Exons: 2
Coding region: 1-1125 (374 amino acids)
Biological process (GO): G protein-coupled receptor signaling pathway; positive regulation of cytosolic calcium ion concentration; immune response
Cellular component (GO): external side of plasma membrane; membrane
Molecular function (GO): C-X-C chemokine receptor activity; C-C chemokine binding; C-C chemokine receptor activity
Source: RefSeq, a predicted model, not a curated record